AUGCGAAGCAAGGCGAGUUUUCGAAGACGGCAACGAGAGACCACAAACGAUACAAGAGAUCUUGUUCAUGAUGCCGAAAACACCACAAGUAUGCUGGCUAUACAGGGUCUGGUCGAGAAGGCAAGAUACGCGUCUGGGGAAGUGCAGAAGGGGAUCAUUCAGGCAGGCCUGCAGCGCCAUCUCUAUCCGUUCAAGCCUCGUCAAAAGCGGGUAGAUGCUAUAUGGCAUUUGGUAUUCAAGAAAGAAGAUCUGCUCCUUGCAGCCAAGAUAUCUUUCGGCAAGAGUAUCAUAUUUCAAACAGCGCCGUUGUUUUGUCGCGGUGGCAUCGGCCUCAUCAUCAUCCCUUUGGAUCGAAUUGGACAGGAGCAGUGCAUCAAGAUCCAAAGGCUUCCUGGCGCGAGGUCCGUGUUUAUCAAUGGCGGGACGGACAAGACUGAUGCAUUGGCCCAAGAGAUUGAGAUGGGGGCGUAUACUCAUCUCAUCAUGGGUCCCGAGAUCGCGGCUGGUUGGUUUCGGUCAAUAGCAAGGAACCCGUCCUUCAAGAGACGCGUUUCUAUCAUUGCUAUCGAUGAACUCCAUUUAGUAGCCCUAUAG
Messenger RNA from Hyaloscypha bicolor E, 594 nucleotides. RefSeq lists its product as uncharacterized. The record is from RefSeq and is a predicted model, not a curated record. NCBI's taxonomy places the organism in Eukaryota, Fungi, Ascomycota, Leotiomycetes, Helotiales, Hyaloscyphaceae. The transcript has a single exon. Gene Ontology annotation, cellular component: cytoplasm; nucleus; chromosome. Bases 1 to 594 code for a protein of 197 amino acids. Gene Ontology annotation, molecular function: ATP binding; 3'-5' DNA helicase activity; nucleic acid binding. Gene Ontology annotation, biological process: double-strand break repair via homologous recombination.